Molecule: messenger RNA, 3471 nt
Organism: Ustilaginoidea virens
Lineage: Eukaryota; Fungi; Ascomycota; Sordariomycetes; Hypocreales; Clavicipitaceae
Exons: 2
Coding region: 1-3471 (1156 amino acids)
Cellular component (GO): nucleus
Molecular function (GO): chromatin binding; methyltransferase activity
Source: RefSeq, a predicted model, not a curated record
AUGCCGAACGAUGUUGACUUCAGUCAUGACCAUGAUGAUCCCGUGCUGUCCCGUACAGCGACGCCGGAUCUUCUCGAUCAAGCCACAUCUGAGUUGAGGACAGUUAUUCCAGAGCUUCAUCUGACAUAUCCUCGAUCCUACUUUCAGCCUUUCACACCGCCGGCGCCCCUCAAGGGCGAGGCUGAGGCGCUCCGGCUUCUUCGCCAUGCCCAUGCCCAUGCCCAUGCCCGUGACCUUGACUCGCCAGCGUCCUCGCCCACGGCUGCUGACGGGCUCGAAUUCGUCGAGAUGCAACUAGACGACUUUUCCGUCUACUGCGACACGAGAUACUACCCCUGCGAGUUGCGCCCGUUACACCAGCUGGACAUUAAGCGAGAACUAAACCAGUUUUACUUUGACGGCAUUCUGAGCUGCGCUUCAACAAGGGUAUUCGUCAGACGAGUGCCCAUCAGCACCGUCCCCAUCGGAAACUAUCACUGCUUGGACUCUCCCACCGUCAGAGACCACGUAUGGCUUCAGUCAGCAAUGUGUAAAGACACCGACACCUACUACAGGCUGGGAUGCCCCGCCAAGGAAUACCGUCGUUUUUUUGACCCAUUCAUCUGGAUCGCCGACUUGGCCAAGCAUUUUGUUGAUUUUCUCUUCUUCAUGGAGGCGAGGAACGCCAAAGUGUCCAUCAGUCAUUUCCGCCACACGUUCAAGAAAUGGCUCGUCUUGACCCAUGGCACAGCGCCGGCGUUUACGCAAUGGCUUAAAAAGCAUCCUUCGAAUGACUUCCGGACAUCUAUAAUUGCAAAUCUUGCUUUUCUUUGGAAAGAGUACACUGGAGUUCUGGGCCACGGUCGCGCAUGCUUUCACAGUAUAUGGGCCGAAGUUUGGAACAUGACCUUGUAUCCAAGUCGGCCAUGCCUUGCCGAAGCCGCGACCGUUACUACGCCGUACAUUUUCGGGCUCUUCUCUCACCUCCCCUUUGGAAGCAUGCUGCGGGAAUGUGUUUUCGCGUCCAAAUCUUCGGCGGUGAGAGACUCUGUCAUGUUGAGGAAUCACCUGGAGCCAGCUUCUGUGCCACAUGAUGCCGCCGCCGUCGUCGUCGCCGCCUCUUGUGAUGCCACAACGGUCGACGCGCAAGAAAUCAGAAAGAUCAAGGUGGGGGACACCAUUUCUACAAAACGAGACGAUGUGGAGUCGGGAACCGUGUGGGAGCGCGAAGUAUCCAGAACCUUUGCCGAUAUCGAUCGGUGGUUCGCCCUCGUGCAGAAAAUCAACCAAACCGUCUCUGGGUCCUUGGAGUUUGAGGUUUUAUGGUACUACCGAUCGAUCGACACCAUCUGUGGUUUAAUGAAGUAUCCGUGGGAGAAUGAGUUGUUUCUAUCCGAUCACUGCUCCUGUACCGAGAGGUACAAGAUUCAACAAGACCAAGUCUUGGCCAUACACACGGUCGAGUUUGGGGGAGACUCGAGCACCAAGUCGGAGUUUUUCUGCCGACAGGUGUACAUUAGCCAGGACAGGAAGUGGAUAUCGCUGCAAGACGGCCAUUUGCGCUGCCCCCAUACCAGCUGCCGGAUUUCGAAGCCAGAAUAUCAACUGGGAGACACGCUCCUCAUCCAGAUCAAGGCCGGCAACCCCGUAUCCGAGCCUUGCGAGCUAAUUGGAUCCUACGUUACCCCGUCCGGCAAGCCUCUGUUCCAGUUCAGAAGGCUGUUGAGACGAAGGGAUGUGGAUUCGGCCGCAGCCACUGCGCCAUGCAACGAGCUGGUAUACAGCAACCAAGCUGUCCAGUGCUACAGCAGCCAGAUAAUCGGCAGGUGCUCGGUGCGAUUCUUCAAGCAUGGGAAAAAGAUCCCGGCACCGUACAGCCGGGACGGAAUGGGCUCCUUCUUCUUCAUCACCCACCAAGAAGUUGACGAUUCUGGCGACGUGUUCAAGUGCGCACCCAUGGAAGAGUUUCCCAAGAGGCUCCGACAAGGCCUUGAUCCGAAGGACAGCAUCCCGCAGCUUUUCGGCCUAGACCUGUUCUGCGGCGGGGGGAACUUCGGCCGAGGUUUGGAAGAAGGCGGUGCUGUUCAGAUGAAGUGGGCAAACGACCUCGACGCCACAGCCGUCCACACCUACAUGGCCAACUGCAAGGAGAAGACGCUGGUGGAUCCCUUUCUGGGAUCCAUCGACGAGCUCAACGGGCUGGCGAUGGACGGCAAGUUCACCGGCUCGGUGCCCACCAUUGGCACGGUGGACUUUAUCGCCGGCGGAAGCCCCUGCCCCGGCUUCUCACGCCUGACAAACGACAAGACAACGAUCAAGCAGCGCAAGAACCAGUCGCUGGUGGCAGCGUUUGCCUCUUCGGUGGACAUAUACCGCCCCAAGUACGGCAUACUGGAAAACGUGCCGGGAAUCGUCCAGAACCGGGCCUGUCGAGACGAGGACGUCUUCAGCCAGCUCAUGUGCGCGAUAGUUGGCAUGGGAUACCAGGCCCAAUUUCUCGUGCUCGACGCGUCAUCCUUCGGAGCAUCGCAAAGGCGGACGAGAGUGUUCCUCAUCUUCGCGGCGCCCGGCUGCAGGCUACCGAAGAAGCCGCAGCAUACGCACUCGCAUCCCCCCCACACCCAACCGCUGCGUCUCGGCAGGCUACCGACCGGGGAGUCUCUAGCGGAGAGGGAGUUUCCCCGAGCGACGCCGUUCACGUUCGUCACGGCCGCGCAGGCGACCAAGGACCUACCCAAGAUAUACGACGGCCUGCCGGGCGCCUGCAUCCCGUUCCCGGACCACAGAGUAUCAAUCGGCAUAUCAAGAAUCAACAGAUCACGAAUCGCGCUCAUACCCACGCGGCCAUGGGGCACGAACUUUGCGCAGGCGAGGCGCGACGUUCUCACGCCAGCGGAGAUCUCCACCUUCCACGGCGAGUCAGGCUCGCGCGGGGGCGCGCAGGAUGUGUUCCAGAAGAACACCAACGCGUUUGGGCGCCUGUACCCGAGCCGGCUGCUGGAGACGAUUGUGACCAGCAUGAACCUGGUGGACCGCAAAAGCGGCCGCUGGCUGCACUGGGACGAGAAUCGGCCGAUCAGCAUCAUGGAAGCCCGCCGGGCGCAAGGGUUCCUGGACGACGAGGUUCUCCUGGGAUCGUCGGCCAAGCAGUACAAGAUUGUGGGCAACAGCGUGGCCAGGCAGGUGGCGUUUGCGCUGGGAGUCGCGGUCCGCGAGGCGUGGGCGGAAAGCGGCUGGGGUGCGGAGCCCUUUGUCCGGCGAGCCGAGGAGGAGGAUGAUGCUGCGUGCGCACAGGCGCUCCCGCUGAGAGGGCGGGCGGCAUCCAAAUCUUGGUCUGCGCCGCCGAGCAUCUCGGGGUCCGAGGUGGUGAGAGCGAAGGGGCUGAAGAGGCGGCGGCACACGAGUGCUCCGUCGACGGUGGUGGACACGACGACGGAAGGACGAAGCAAGCGGAUGAGGAGGCGGCACACUGCACAGGAGGCAGGUUUGUAG